Culex quinquefasciatus (southern house mosquito) is the source of this 1686-nucleotide messenger RNA. RefSeq lists its product as uncharacterized. Lineage: Eukaryota; Metazoa; Arthropoda; Insecta; Diptera; Culicidae. Bases 122 to 1393 code for a protein of 423 amino acids. The record is from RefSeq and is a predicted model, not a curated record. The transcript has 2 exons.
CACUUAUCUCUACAAAGAAAGAGAGGAAUUACUCUCUCAAACUGACGACGAUCAUGACAAAGCUGUCGCUAGUGCACUGCAGCACUCACAAGAAUGUAAAUAGUUUGUUUUAUGUCCCCUAAUGAUUAGGGAAUCUUCAAACUCGAUCAUGUCGGAGGACCAGCUCGGACUCGCGUUCGCUGAUAAGCAAACCAUCCUGCAGAACUAUUUCAAAGAUACGUCGACGAGCUUCACAAUCAAAUCCUGCAAAGUCACCACCUUUGAAGAGCAACGGACGGGUUAUCUGGGCGAUCAUCACCUGCUGACGAUCGUGAUCAAUUCCGGCGACAAUGAAGAACGUGAGAUCACCGUUUUCGUGAAGAAGCUACCGUCGCGGAUUCCAAAGUUGGCAAACUGUCUCAUUGAGUUGAAGGCUUUCUCCAAAGAGACGGGACUGUUCCGAGAAUUGCUACCUCGACUAGCUGAGUUUGGACGGUUUGCACCGGAAUGUCUAUUUCAGAAGGGGGACGAUCUGUUGGUGUUCAGGAACGUCAAGUUGGAUGGUUUCAAGGUUCUGGACGGCAACCGAGGGCUGCUGAAUUUGGACCACCUGAGGCAGGUUUUGCGAGCGUUGACGCGACUUCACGCGGCUUCUUUCGCGCUGGAAGCUCAACUUGGGAAAUCGUUGGUGGAAGCGUUUCCAGCAGUUUUGGACGAAAAUGCCUGGCCGGAUGAGGAGAAUCACCCUCGAGUCUUGGAGUUGGAAAACAUUAUAGGCACGCUGUGUUCCAUCAUCGAACGUCACGAACAAAAUGCAUCAAGGAAAGAAUAUUUACUAAGUAAAAUUCCCGACUGUUUCAGACAGGUGUUCGAGUUGGUGAAGAGUUCAACAGUCUACCGGAAUACAAUAAGUCACAGCGAUCUUUGGAACAACAACAUCAUGUUUCGUCUCGAUGAUUCUGGAAUUCCAAUCGACUGUCUUUUGGUGGAUUUCCAACUAGCUCGAUACGUCCCACCAGCGUACGAUUUUGACAUGCUGAUAUUCCUAACUACAACUAGAGAUUUCCGGAUCAAAAAUAUGACUUCUCUUCAAGAUUUCUACUAUCAAUCGCUGAAGUCGGAACUUAAACGCCAUAAAUUAGACAUCGAACAGAUUUUGUCCCAGCAAGAAUUCCAAGAGUCCUGCAAGUUCUACCAGAGAGCUGGAGCGAUCGACAGUUUCACCAUAAAUCAUGCCACGCUACUUCCAAGGCGCUUUCUGGAUAAAGCCUUCUCCAGUGUGGAGCAGUUUGAUCGGUUCGACCAAAAGUUUAAAACUAAGUUGUGUUUGGAAACAUUUGAGGAAGAUCCAAUCUAUCGUUCUCGGAUAGUUGAUAUUAUUGAGACGUUGUACGAAGCGUUUGAAUUGUUUUAAGAAACUAGAUUGAAAAGUGAAGGCAAAAGUGAUUAUAAACGUCAAGAUUCAAUGUGAGAAACCAUUUCGACUUUGUAUCUUUAUAUUAAAUUUAAUGUCAAAAACUGAAAAAUAAAUGUCAAAGCAACAACAUUAAACAAAAGUAGAAACAUAAAAUUAACGAUCGCAAUAAAACAAAACAGAGGAUUAAAUGUAUGAGAUUUUGAAAAUUUUUAAUGUUUAUCCUGAAAAAUGUUUGCAAUUGUAAAAAAAAAUCUAAACUUCGUGUUAUACAGAACCCAUUUUAAACAUUA